Numida meleagris (helmeted guineafowl) is the source of this 2757-nucleotide messenger RNA. RefSeq names its product mucin-5AC-like. Lineage: Eukaryota; Metazoa; Chordata; Aves; Galliformes; Numididae. Bases 472 to 2757 code for a protein of 761 amino acids. The record is from RefSeq and is a predicted model, not a curated record. The transcript is spliced from 9 exons.
CCCUGCGCCAUCGCCGCGUGCCGGGGGUUCGCGGGGCCCGAUGCGCGGAGCCCCGUGCUCGGCGCUGACGGCCUCUCCGCUCUCUCCGCAGUGCUCGUGGGGUGCUGCGCGCGGCUCUGCCCGGCUCUCGGCAGCGGGGUGGGCUCCACGCGGGGCACGGCCGGCCCCUGCGCGCACCCAGGGAACGCGGCGGGGGAGCGCUGCCGGACAGAUCCGCAGCACGGAGCGGGGUGGCUGCAAACAGAGGCUGAGCUGUUCCCCUUCCCUGGGACCCCGCCCGGGACUGCUGAGCCACCCAGCACCGGCAGCAGCCCCGGGGAGGCCGGGACGGGCCCUGCGGCGCGGGAUGGAGCGAGCACUGAGGCACAGCCUUCGCCCUCCGCUGGUAUCACUGAGGCAGCUGCAGGCAGCGAGGGAACGUUCCCCACACGCCCCGGGAAGAGCCCUGCCAGGGUGCCCUCAGCAGGCCCCAUGGUGCCGAGCACAGCUCUGGCCAGCAGUUCUGCCCCCGGGAUGGAGCCCAUAGGAAAUGAGAUGGCAGAAAGUGCCCCAACCUCACAGGGGACCCUCUUGCAUUCAUCGUCACGUGUUACGAUACCCAGCAGCACUGGGGGGCAGUGGGGAACCCCCAGCACUAUGGGGACAGCGCUCACACAGAGUUGGGGGGGCUCACUCAGCGCCUCGCACCCAGAGCCAUCGGCCAGGGGUGCCACCAUCCCACCCAGUGACAGCAGAGCAGGGACCCCCCAGAGCCACACAACAGACAGCCCUGUGCCAGGGGCGAGCGGGACAACGCCUUCUGGGGGUGGGCUGCAGAGAGUGCAGAGCCCACCGGGAAAAAUGGGAGGGAUGCACCAGGUGCUGGCAGGCACGGGGCCGGCAGGAGGACAGGGCUUGGAGUCACACCCACUGCAGGGGACAACUGUGGCCUGGCUUGGUCCCCAAGCCACGUCCCGCCCCUCUCUGCUGUCCCCAGGGGUUGGUGGCCGUGGAAGGCUGAUGUGGCAGCCCAGGGGCCCUGGGGCCAACACGGCCCUACUGCCCACGGGGUCACAUCUGCCUGACCCUAGCACCAUGGCCACUGCCCCAGGAGUGACGUCCCCCAGCUCUGAGGGAGCCCUGGACCUGACUGCAGAGGUGUUGGGGCUGCCCAGCAUUCAGGGUUCCCCUGGGCCCAGUCGUGUCCCCAUGAACCAGACCUGGCAUAUCUCAGCUCUGCCAGCGGAAGCCCCCACCUUGCCGGUCCCACAGCCCUCCCCGGGGCUCAGCCUUUCUGCAGGCACCCCCACAGCAGUGUCCCCAGGGCCUGGACAUGCUGACAGCACCCAGGUCCCAGCAGGGGCCCCGGUGUGGGCAAGUGACGCUGGGCCUUGGGCAGUGACUGUGCCGCCGAGCACAGCCUCCCCCACAGCCCCCAGCUCUCCACUGCAGCCAGCCCUGACCCAACCCGCACCGUCUCCACCGCUGACCUUUGCCAUCAGCACUACCACCACCGCCACCGUCAACAUCGCCACCGCUGCCACCAGCACAGCCACUGCCACCAGCACAGCCACUGCUACCAGCCCCGCACUGCUCGGGGAUGAGAGGACAACCCCACUGGAGCCCAGCACUGCUGCAUGUCGGGGGGUUGUGGAGGAGCUGACGCGGGGGCCCAGUGUGGUGCCAGGGUCCCCCCAUCAGUCCACGGAACCCCCCGGCGCUGCAGAGUCACCCCUGCCAGAGAGCAGCCCCGCAGAGCGGCCACACGCCGACCCCACGCACCUGACACCAAACCCGGCGGCGACGGGCAGGGCCACCCCCGUGUUCAUCGUGGAGGAUGAACCGCCGCUGCUGCGAGCGCCCCUCCUGCGCGUGCCCUGCGAGCUGGCGCUGGACAUGGCCUUCGUGCCCGCCCUGCGCGACCCCACGUCCCAGGAGCAUCACGCGCUGCUGCGCAGCUUCAACCGGACGGUGGCGUCCCGGCUGGCGGCGGUGCCCGGCUUCGUGCGACUCGAGGUGACGGCCGUCAGGGCGGGCAGCUCCCGUCAGGUGGUGCUGCACUACGACGCGCUGUUCGCGGCCGAGAUCGUGCGGGCGGCGGCGCUGGGAGCGCUCCUCGACGCGGCGCUGCGCUCCGGCGGAACCGCGGCAGUGGGCGCCGCCCGCGUCCUGCGGCACACGGCCCGCGCGCCGGAGCCCUGCGCCGCGUUGUUCUCCUGCCCCGACGGCUUCGCCUGCGCAGUGGGGGCGGACGGGAACGCCACGUGCACGUCCCUCUGCCACCGCAACUACUGCCGCAACCACGGCGUGUGCGCGCACCCCCGCGGCCGCGGCCCGCUCUGCCGCUACCGCCGCUUCUGCCGCCCGGACGAGGCCGCGGCUCCGCACUGGGCGCGCCCGUGGCCGGGCUCGGGCAGCUCCCUGGACAACCCCGCCUUCAGCCGCUCGGAGGAGCUCCUGCACCUGCACCUGCCGGAUGACGGCUGCUGCUGCCGCCGGGACCCGUUCAGCGCCGCGCAGCGCCCGGAGCCGCCCGCCCUCGGGCACGGCUUCCAGUACGGCUGGGACACGAGCUGCAGCAGCGUGAACGAGCCCAUGGUUGACUCAGGUAAAGCCAGCGACAUCUCGGUGUCCAGCUGGCCCGCGGAGCCCAGCCCCUGGGCGCCCUUCUCCCUCCUGCAGCAGCUCUCCAGGCAGCAACCGCACCCAGGCAGGCGGCCGCGCUCCUUCUGCGAGGGAAUGGAGCUGGCCACGCUGGAGCGGAGCUGGACCGCCUGA